AUGCUAGAGGUUGCAAUAACAAUUGGCGAAGAUAAUAAUUUUGAGGAUUUAUUAUUUGAAACAAUUGGGUAUUCUACUGAACAAAUGGUUAUUGCAAAAUUCUAUAAUCCAUUAACUAAAAAUUGGACAAAUGUUAGAGAUUUUAGUACAAAAUUAUCUUUGUGUAAGACUUUCAAUCCUUGUCAAGUUCAAUUUACUCUUGAGGAUUUUGAAAGUGAUAAAUUAUAUAACAAUUUAAAUAAUGUUUUGGAACAACUAUCACUUGGUUGGAUUAAUCGUUUCCAUGAAUCAAUUGGAAAAUUUUUUACUAAUAGUUUGGCUAAUUUAUUAUGUCAUCAUAAAAAAGAACAACUUAAAUCAGACAAACUUGAGAAUUUUGUUAAAGCAAUUGGAUCAUCUAUUUCUCAACCUUGGGCAAGUAAAGAUAUUUGGGAAGAGUUUAUUGGAAUAGUUUUUGAUUUAUGUCAUAUUGUGAGAGAAUAUGUUAAAUAUCUGAAUUCUGUUAAUAAUCAAAUGAAAGAUAUCCACUCUAUCUCUUGUUUACUUGAACAUUCUGACAAUUAUGAAUUACAUUUUCUUGAUAAUUAUCUUCCAAAAAAGGCUAAACAUAGAUUUAAUUUCAUCAAAGAAAUGAUUCUAAGGGUACCAUUCACACUUUACCAUUAUAAUCAUGGCAAUUAUUUGGGGACAUUGAAUUUUAUUUGGAAAAUUCCUGAAGACAUGUUAGCAAGGGAUAAAAGUUCUGAAUUACAAAUGAUCACUUUAGCAAUGUUGAAUGUUCUUUACCAAGAUCUAGCUGGAGAUUCAUCAACACCUCCUAAUGAAAUUUCCAAGGAGGUAAAAGAGAGAAUCCAUGUCAUGUUAGAUAUACAAGAUGCUGAAAUAGUAUUUGAUUUACAUGUUAACAAUGGAUUAAAGGGUACAGAGUUUGAUAUAUUUUGGAAUGAACUGUAUGAAUACUUUAAUGAGUUUAUUCCAUCAGUUCAUGAUCGAAGCAAAAAAUGGACUUUAUUUCCUAAUAUUUAUAUUCCAUCAGAUGAAUACAUUCAUUUACAAUUUUGGCCAGGUAAUCCGUUUGCAAAUUCUGCUAUAAUAUAUACUGGUAGAACAAUAUAUUCUGAAAUACCUGAAAUGUUACUGCUUUAUACUGAUGGUAGUCCUGAUCACAGAACAAUUUUUGGUUCUGUACAAAUUUCACUUAUUUGUUUAUUUCUACAAGGAGAUUUUGAUUUUUUUGCCAGUGAGUAUCUUAAAAAAAAAAAUGAGAUGGAUGAAGUAUUAGAAAACAAUUUAAAAGGAAAAAAUACAUUAGAAGAAAUAAGGACAUCAGCUAAAAAAAAUAAUUUGUUAAAAAUUGGCAUAAAAGAAUCCAUUAAACCAGUUCAGGAUUUAUUAAAUGAAAGAACAAAAAGGCUGUCACUAAAUAAAAAAAAUUUUAUCAUCAAAAGGCCUGCUUUUAGAAUUGAAAUUGAUCAAAUUUUUCAGAACAUUCAUAAAAUUGAUAGUACAUUAACUCCUGAUAAAACUUCAGCAUAUGUUUUACAAAAACAUGAUUCUUUACAAUUAUUUCUUAAAAGCCAUUGUCAUAUUAGGACAUCUUCAUUUCAAACAAAUCAAUUAUUGAUGAAAGCCCAAGCCUAUACAUACAUGUAUACAUCAGUGGUUAUACCGGCCGAAGAAGCAACAACAGACGUUGGUACAGAAGCUGAACAAUUUGCUGAAGAAGAUCAAAUACAAAAAGAAAGAAUUGAAUUAAGAAAUAAACUUGAAAAUUAUGUUUAUACAACUAAAAGUCAAUUAGAUGAUAAUGGUGAACUCGGAAAGAAAAUCAGUGAAGAAGAUAAGAAAACAAUCAAAGAUGCGAUUAAGAAAACUAUUGAUUGGUUUGAUGAAUUUUCAAGUUCAGCCACUAAAGAAGAUUUCGAAGAAAAAAUAGAAGAAAUAGAAGCUAUUGUAAAUCCAAUUACAAGUAAAUUAUAUUCGUCAGAUCCAUCAGAUGAAAAAUCAACAACUGACGAGGAUGAUGAAUUGCCAACACACGGAGAAUUAUAA
Messenger RNA from Entrophospora sp. SA101, 2052 nucleotides. NCBI's taxonomy places the organism in Eukaryota, Fungi, Glomeromycota, Glomeromycetes, Entrophosporales, Entrophosporaceae. The record is from the annotation of a GenBank genome assembly.